Molecule: messenger RNA, 1865 nt
Organism: Toxorhynchites rutilus septentrionalis
Lineage: Eukaryota; Metazoa; Arthropoda; Insecta; Diptera; Culicidae
Product: cyclin-dependent kinase-like 1
Exons: 8
Coding region: 668-1798 (376 amino acids)
Biological process (GO): protein phosphorylation
Cellular component (GO): nucleus
Molecular function (GO): ATP binding; cyclin-dependent protein serine/threonine kinase activity
Source: RefSeq, a predicted model, not a curated record
ACAGCGACAAUAAACACGAACGCAAUUUUGAAACUUUCUCGUGAUUGUCAUCGAUUCAAGUAAAAAAAUCAAUUAUAUUCGCAGUUUCGUUACAUGUGUUCUUCGGACACGCACUGAUGGUUUCCCUCGAGAAAAUCGUUCCAGAUUGGUCAUAUAUGGUAUAUGCCCUAAUAACCGUGAAAUCUGUCUACCGAAGAAUAUCGAUUUUUCAUCAACAUUAAAUUACCAGAAAAGUCUUGGUUUUGUGUAAUGCGUCUCACGAAAGUUGACAUAAUGAAUGCCGAUAUUGGAAUAGGCAGGGUUACAAACGAAAAUUGAAUUGAAAGUUUUGCUUCUUGUAAUCGGCAUCAUGAACCCCGAAAAAGUGAAUUGCAUUCAAAGCUAGUCAUCAACAGCUGAUAAAUGGUACAAAAAAUAAACUCAUCUAUCCAGUAAAAAGAAAGUGAAAUAUCAGGCUAUAUGGACAAAUGGUUUGGACAAAAACGGUUAUGGUUAUUUGGUAACCAUUUGCCAUUACUCCCAAGAAGGUAAAGCUCCUACGCUUGGAGAGUAAUUUAUUCGCAUUGUAAUCUUAAGAGUACUAAAAUGGGAUGGACCUCUGGGGACUCGAGCGCAGGAAGUGCUCUGAAAGCCGAAAGACGACCAUGAAGGGAGGUCACUGCGGAUUAUGAUCCGCGGACGAAACCGCGUGAUGUUAAAUCUAGAGGAGAUGUAUAGCACUUUAACGCGAGGAAGUAGUAAAAUGGAUAGAUACGAGAAGCUCAGUCGUUUAGGCGAGGGGUCGUAUGGUAUAGUGUACAAAUGCCGUGAUCGUGAAACCGGCUCACUUGUCGCAGUGAAGCGAUUCGUGGAAUCAGAGGAUGACCCUGCUAUUCGGAAAAUUGCUUCACGAGAAAUUCGCCUUUUAAGGAACCUUAGACAUCCGAACCUUGUCUGCUUGCUUGAGGUGUUCAGAAGAAAACGAAGACUGCAUUUAGUGUUUGAGUUUUGUGAACAUACAGUGCUGCACGAACUCGAGCGACAUCCAGAGGGAUGUCCGGAUAACCUAACCAAACAAAUCACAUUUCAAACUAUUCAAGGCGUCGCGUACUGUCAUAAACAAGGAUGUUUACAUCGUGACAUUAAGCCAGAAAACAUCCUACUAACCGCCCAAGGACAAGUAAAACUGUGUGAUUUUGGAUUUGCUCGCAUGCUAAGUCCUGGAGAGAACUACACUGAUUAUGUUGCAACACGCUGGUAUAGGGCACCAGAAUUACUUGUUGGCGAUACUCAGUAUGGAACACCGGUCGAUGUAUGGGCUAUAGGAUGCGUGUUUGCUGAGUUGGUGCGUGGAGAUGCUCUCUGGCCAGGCAGAAGCGAUGUUGAUCAACUAUAUCUAAUUCGACGUACCCUUGGUGACUUGCUACCUCGACAUUUAGCAAUAUUCAAUCAAAACGAAUUUUUCAAGGGCAUCACAUUACCAGUUCCUCCAACACUGGAGCCGCUAGAAACCAAAAUGCCAUCGCGCACUCUAUCGAAUCCGAUGAUGAUGGAUUUCCUCAAGAAAUGCCUCGACAAAGAUCCAGCUAAACGCUGGUCAUGCGAACGGCUAGCGCUUCAUACUUACUUCGAGGAUUAUAUAACAAAGCAGAAGGAAAUCGAGCAAACCAUCACGCUGGAAAAUCAAAAGCAAAAUAUGCGCGAGUCAAAAUCUAAAAUAUCUAAUACAUCGUUACCACAAUUACCGGCCACACAAGAAUCUCGAGUACCACAGAAAAAUUUCUAUCUACGUUCCGAUCAUCAUCUACCCACCAUAUAGAUGAUCCCACACAUAUAGUGAUGUAAUUUGGAAUAUUUUUCUAAAUGUUAAAUACAAAACAAUAUCA